AUGAGCAAUCCAAUGUACCAGUUUGAUGGGCAGACUAUCAGCACAAACAACAUGUCAAAUCCCGUUCUAGAAGAGAGUGUCUACUGCGAGCCAAUUAUUCCCUACGCAACAUCUGAAGAUUCUGAGAAGGAAAGUAGCGAUCUGGAGGAUUCAUGCAACAGGAGGUUCAGAAUGAGACCUCGUGACCUCGCGAGGCAGAGCAUUCCACUACCUCCUCAACCAUCAUCCGCCUCCAGCACUCUCGGUGGAAGGUCGAUGAUAUCACUGCUCAGCAAAUCAUCUUCUACAGACAUUCAUCGAUCCACACCGCCUCCGCCCUAUUAUCCAUCCAGAUUCUGGGACUCAAAAAAAGAUUUCAACAAAAUCGUCAUCCCGGACAUCGGGGCUUCAAACUAUUCUCUCAAGUCAUCCAAUCAGAGUUUGAAAAUUAAAAUUGAGCCUAGCUACAAAAACGAUAAUUUUUUGGAAAAUUCUUAUGUGCCCUCCUACAUCACUCCAUUAAGCGAUGAAGAAAUUUCAGAGAGUUUGAAGGAAAGCGGCAACAAAAAUGAUGAAGAAUCGUCAUAUUUAUUACCGAAGCCAGAAGAAAUCGAGAUGAAGACAAUAUCGUUGACAGAAGAAUCGAAAGAAGAGGAAGAGGCAGUUAAUGAUAAAUUAAUCGACGACUCUGUUUAA
Helobdella robusta is the source of this 675-nucleotide messenger RNA. RefSeq lists its product as hypothetical. The record is from RefSeq and is a predicted model, not a curated record. NCBI's taxonomy places the organism in Eukaryota, Metazoa, Annelida, Clitellata, Rhynchobdellida, Glossiphoniidae. Bases 1 to 675 code for a protein of 224 amino acids. The transcript has 3 exons.